GUGUGGUUGAUUAUGACUUGGCGCUGUGUUUGCAGUUUUUAAUAAAGUUCAAAAAGUGGUUCAGUUAUAAGUCUAUAAAUGACAGAAUAAAAACAUUCCCUGGUGAAAGCACUAACAAGCCAAAUGCUGUUCCCACCCAUGGGAAAAAGCUUGGAGGCCAUGCAGCUCAAAACAGGUGGCUUUUGAGGUUCCUGCCAGUUGUACUCCAUGACAGAAUUAAAGAUUCUGACAAUCCUGUGUGGCAAAUGGUACUACACCUGAGGGAGCUAGUGGAAUUAGUCUGUGCGCCUAGCCUUUCUAAAGCUCAGAUUGCCUAUAUGAAAAUACUGAUCGAGGAAUAUGUAGAAGAGAGGCAAGAGUUAUUUACACAUGUACCUCUUCGACCAAAACAUCACUAUUUGCUUCACUAUGCAGAUUUGAGUUUGCAGUUUGGUCCACUGAUACACACAUGGACCAUGCACUUUGAAAGUAAGCAUAGCUACUUCAAACGUUGUAUUAGGUCAACUAAAAAUUUCAAAAAUGUGACAAAGUCUCUAGCUGAAAGGCAUCAGUUACUUCAAGCUUAUCAGUGCCAUGGCAGCUUUUUUACUCCCCAGGUGCAAUUUUCUGAGUCAAUCACUUUUUGUCCAGAACUGUAUGAUGGUCACAUCAGAGCACAGAUGAAUACCUUUGGACUAAAUGCUUUGAACUCAGUUGUCACAGAAAAAGUAGAAGUCUGUGGAACAACCUAUGGGAAUGGCAUGUUUGUCUUACAAGCUUAUGCAAAAAAUCAACUACAGUUGGGACAAAUUGCAUCUAUUGUUGUUAAAAGUGAAACUGAUGUUUUGCUUUUGCUCAGAGAAAAAUCUGCAAAAUGGGUGCCUGAGCUUGGAGUCUAUGAAAUGGAAAAAAAAAAUUUGGGCAAUCUGGCCUGCAUACACCUUAAGACACUCAGUGAUUCCUUUCCUAUUUGUUUUUACAACAGAGGUGUCAGGUUACUCCACCCACUUAAGCAUAUGCCAAAAUGGAGCAUGUGAAAGAGAGUAUUCAGAAAGCUUUGCCAUCACUCAGGAGUGAUCUGGUUGAGUCAGUUAUCUCUACACUUGAGAUGAUUGGUGUAAGCUGUGUUGAAGACCUUGGUUUCGUCAGGACAGAGGAUCUUGAGGGAAUUCUAAAACCUAUCCAGUGCAGAAGACUGAUCCAAGCUUUCAGCACUGAAUUGCAAGCUGAUUCUGCCCCCACUACUGAACCUUUGCAGCUGAAUAGCCACCAGCUGCAACUAUCACCUGUGACUUCCGGUUCCUGUGAGGCAUAUCCUGUGCCAUGGCACAAAAUGCCACCCCAACUUAUGAUUGCUGUUGAAGAAAAGAAAAGACCAAAACCUAAAGACAGAAGGGAACUUGUUCGCAUCAUCAUUGAUGAUGUUCUUGGGAAGGACCAAAAAAGGCCUGGAAGAGCUAAGUUGAGGAACAUUGCACAGCAGAUCAUAGAGCAAUAUCCCUGCUCUUUCCAAGACAGAGAGGUCAAUGGAUUAAAAGUUGUUGGAACAGGAUAUGAUUCUCUGUUUAUACAGCUUGAAAACAGAGUUGAAAAUGUUAUGAGACCAUUGAGCUUUGGUUCAACAAAGAGACAAUGCGAAGAUGAAAUGGCAUCACAGAAAAAGUCUUUGACUUCAAAUCGCUAUGGUUGUGUGCAGUGGCAGCCAACUGCUGAGAAUGUGACAAACCUAAAUUUCACACAGGAACAACUGAAAACUGCCUUCCAAACAAAUCAAUUUCCAGAGUCUGAUGUUCGAAGAAUGAUGGCUGAAACCUAUAGCAUCCAGCGAGCAGCAAUCAACAGAGGAAACUCCAUCAGCAAGUUAUUAGAAGACUGGCCUUUUCUCUUUGAAGCAAUCCACCUGUUUGAUCACACAACCACCCUUCUUGGCUUCCCAGUACAAACCAGACUGGCAGAGGAAUUGUCAAAGAAAGAAAAGACAAUAAAGGACUUCCUUGGGUCCAGAGGGGUGGAUAUUCCAGGAAGUGAUGCUGUCCAUGUGAUUAGUGGAAUCGCAAAAUUCUUCAAGGAGAAACCAGCCCAACUAUUUUGUCAAAAUGAGCUGCUGCAUCCAGAGAGUCCUGAUCUUGACCUGCCAAGCACCCCAUGCAUCUUUAUAAUGGGUGAACAGCUUUUUAAAGUUGCUGUUGACCAAAUGAUUGUGAAUGACCACAUCAAGUCAUCCAUCGCUGCCCUAAGCUACGCCUUCUCCAUGUUUUAUGUCUUGAACAUAAAAUAUCCAAAAGACAUGUCCCUGACACUGGAAUUUAUACAAAGAGUCUUUCUGGGCUUAAACCCCAAACGAGGGUCAAAGGCUGAAAUGAAGGGGAAGAAGCAUCAUCACAUUCCACCCCGACUGCUCAAGUUUGUAAAUGAACUGUAUGACUUUGACAGUCCAUGGAAAAUUUGAUUCUUGUAAAAGGUGAUGCUUCAUAAUGUUCUCUGUUAUGUUGACAGCAGUUCAGAAAAUAGUAGUUGGAUGUUGGUCCUUGUUUACACCUGUGAUUUUAAUCUUGUAAUGCAAAUUGCAAGAUUAAAAUUUUAUUUGUUUAAUGUUAGUGUUGGAUUGUGUUAAUUAAAUUAAACUUAACAAAAUUAUUAAAUUGACUUCAAAGUCUGGACUCAAGAAUGAACUUUACAUUGACCUUAACUUUAAAAAUAUGUUUGACUGAAUAUAUAAUUGAGAAUGCAGUUUGUAAUUAUAUUGUAAUGAUGUGUUGAUAUGGUAUUGAAAAACCAUGAACUGCAAAAUAAAAUUUGCAAAUGGAUUGUUUAUGGUUUCAUUGUUAACCCAUCUGCAUGAGCUAUUUUAACACUAAAUUUCAUGGUCUAAAUGUCCUUUUGAAUAAGAAGUUGAGUUUUGCUUAAAUUUAUGUUUAUUUAAAAUGUAGUGCUUUAUAUUUAUUACUUAGUCAAUGUCUAACACAGACUUGAAUGGUUUGAAUGUCAAAAAUACAAGUUUUUAAGUAACAGAAAUGCUUGUGAAUAUACUACAGAUUUACUGGAAAAAUACGGAAAAUUUUAAUUAUGGAUUAACAGAA
This is a messenger RNA of Gambusia affinis (western mosquitofish), 3059 nucleotides long. RefSeq lists its product as uncharacterized. NCBI's taxonomy places the organism in Eukaryota, Metazoa, Chordata, Actinopteri, Cyprinodontiformes, Poeciliidae. Bases 1004 to 2428 code for a protein of 474 amino acids. The record is from RefSeq and is a predicted model, not a curated record. The transcript has 5 exons.